Prorocentrum cordatum is the source of this 580-nucleotide messenger RNA. Lineage: Eukaryota; Dinophyceae; Prorocentrales; Prorocentraceae. The record is from the annotation of a GenBank genome assembly.
AACGCCUCGCGGUCGCGGGCUUCGUGGGCAACAAAUUCACGCACGCAGGAAGGUGCUUUAAAUAUUCCCAUGCACGGCGGCAGAGAAAGCGCCCACUCUAAAUGGUGAGCGGGGGACAUGCAAGAAAGCCUAUGUACAUCGCUCCACAAGCCGUUCACUUUAGCUUGCAAUUCUUGAAAUCGGUUGUAAACCCAACCGGGUCGUCCGAGCCUUCACUUGGCUCGCCCCGCGCGGCGGGGGGCGACUCCGACCGGCGAUCGGAGACGCUGGAGGCGCUGUCGUGGGCGCCUCACGGCUUCCUCGUGUCCGUCCACUUCUUCCACUGCGCGUUGCGCAAGCUCCCCUGCCAGCCGCUGGACGCCCCGUGGCCGUGGGAGCCCUUGGAAUUGCCGUGCGAGCCCUUGGCGCCCCCGUUGCCCGAGUGCUUGGGGCUCCGCGACCGGCCGCGCGGCAGCGUCCUCGGCCUCCGGGUUGGCUCCUCCCCCUUGCCGUAGCCGGCGGAAACCUAAUACCCUGCCUCCACGCCAGGCGGAAACCGUUGCAGAACGGGCGGGCCCCUUAGGGCCAUUUUGAGCCGGAU